UCUCGAGUUGUACCAUGCGUGCAAGAAGAUGCGGUGGUUUGAAACUAUCGAUGAACAUGCAGUCAACUCCGCUGCUGCGCAUCGACCGAACCAACCAGCCCGACCAGAACGCGGCUCUAAAAAAGGUACGAUAAUGGGAGAAAGGAGGGGCACAACGUCACAAACCUCGAAGCGCAAAGAAAGAGGACCCCGCAGAACUAACGCAGGCAGGAUCGAGUGGAUCGGAUUGAGGCUCUGGAAGCAUGGCGUAUCGAUAAACAACGACAGCGGAAUACCAAGAGUGUUUUCGAUUUUACUCCAAGAUUGUACAGAAAAUGCGGAUGGAAUUUGUGCAGCUCAAACCUCUCUUUGAUAGAGUCGAUCCCAGCGGCGCAGAUGUCAAUUUUCUGCCCCAGG
Messenger RNA from Formica exsecta, 396 nucleotides. RefSeq lists its product as uncharacterized. The transcript is spliced from 5 exons. Bases 29 to 352 code for a protein of 107 amino acids. The record is from RefSeq and is a predicted model, not a curated record. NCBI's taxonomy places the organism in Eukaryota, Metazoa, Arthropoda, Insecta, Hymenoptera, Formicidae.